This is a messenger RNA of Carcharodon carcharias (great white shark), 1956 nucleotides long. Its product is annotated as reelin domain-containing protein 1-like. The transcript is spliced from 8 exons. Gene Ontology annotation, molecular function: oxidoreductase activity, acting on metal ions. NCBI's taxonomy places the organism in Eukaryota, Metazoa, Chordata, Chondrichthyes, Lamniformes, Lamnidae. Bases 1 to 1956 code for a protein of 651 amino acids. The record is from RefSeq and is a predicted model, not a curated record.
AUGAUUAAGGAGUUUGCAGAUAAUACAAAAUUUAGUUGUGCGAUUGAUAGUGAGGAAGAAGGCUGCAGACGGCAAGGAGAUAUCAAUGGACUGGUUAAGUGGGCAGGAAAUGGGCAAAUGGAAUUCAGCCUGGAGAAGUAUGCGGAGAUCACCUGCAAAGCAACAACAGCAGUCUCACAGAGUCCGACUUGCCCAAGAAAUGUGUCUACUGUGGCAGUGCUUAUUUACAUUGGACAGAGUGUCCUACUACAGGCAAGUCGUGUAAAGCUUGUGGAAAACGUUGUGUUGAAAAUGUUAAGAAGACAUGUAGUUCUGCUGGCCUGGAUGCUGGAUGUGCUUUGCCUGGUCUCCUUCACCAGUGGAUUCUCUCAUGGUGCAAGUACCUCUGCCUGUGCUGACAUGAAACCAAAGCACAUCAGUGCUCAUCCACAAGAUCCACGCAGCAGCUUUAUCACCGUAUAUACCGACAAGUCUACCUACCUCCCUGGAGACAAAGUAUUGGUGACUGUGAGGAGCACACGCGACUUCAUGGGCUUCCUGAUGCAGGCUCGCCGAGUGGCUGAUGACCGCGUGGCUGGGACAUUCAUUUUCAUUUCCUCUGGAUCCAAACUACUGAAGUGUUCUGAAGAUGGAGAUACCGUGACCCACUCAGACAAGUCACUGAAAAGAAAUCUCUCCUUUGUUUGGAAAGCACCAGACCAACUCACUGGGGACAUCAAAUUUUUUGUUUCAGCUGUCCAGUCAUACUUUGUUUACUGGGCCAGAAUUGAGUCUGGUCUCAUCUCUGACCAAAAACAGAAUUAUUCCAUAUCGACAAGGAAUGAGGAAUUAAAGGAAACACUCCACGCAUCUGUGUAUAACAGCACCUCAGGAAGAACUGUUCCCAUUACUGAAGUAUCCACAUUAUCAUCUCUGAAGUCAGCAGACUACAUCAACCCUCAAGCAAUUACUCAGAUGACACAGGAAUUUUCACAAACUCCACUCAUCACCAUAGAACAGUACCUCAGACCACAGGCUGCUAAUGUGGAAAGCUAUUUGCCUGAACUGCUCGGAUAUUCUCAAGAGCACAGCCUUGCAACCCAACAACCCAGUAUGGAUCCACAUCAGAAUGAUGGACAUCUACAGCCAUCCCUGAAUUCCAUGAACACAGACACCCUGACUGGAAUCCAGACAACAGAGAGCAGCUCUCUGCUGAAAACCAUAGAGUUCAGGGACACAGAAAGUGAAGAUAUUCUGAAUAGUGAUUUCCACCUAGCCUUUCAACCUUGCCCGAAUUGCAGUGAUAUUGUGCAAGUCAACACCUGGACCACUUCAACUAUGGUCGAUUCAGGAUCUUCAGGAGUUAUUUCUUUGCCAAUAAAAACUGGGCAAGAAUAUUCUACCUUCUGGUUUGCUGACUUCACUUCACCUGAGGUAAUGGACUGGGCACCCAUGGAUGUACAAGAUGCCAAAAACCCAGCAGGGAAAGCAGUCCUGAGCUCUGGGUUAUUUCCAAACCCAGAAGAUGUAAAUCCAACACUGACUGAAAACCAGCUGACAUCACACCAUGCUUCAGCGAACUUCCUGCAAUUGGCAAAAAACUCAGGUUCCAGAGCUGAUUUGGGUAAAGUGGUCAGGAACAUAUCCCUUGGGGUGACACAAACCAUACAGAAGGAAAGUGGCUCAGGCCGAGGAGAUCGUCCAGCUAAAGGAGCAGAGCUGGGCGUUCCUCAAUUAGGAAUCCUGCUGGGUUGUUCUGCUGCUCUUGGCAUGGCACUAGCAGUAGGGUUACGUCAUCUUCUUUCCCAACAUUGCCGAAAACACACAGAAGUAUCCUUUCGGGAUCCAGACAGCAGCAUCAUCAGUGUGGGUGAGAGUGGCGAGCUGGUGCAUGUCAGAAAGAUACGUGAAAACAGCUUUGUGCUUGUCCAGGCUGAAUACAAUGUGAUCACUCCAUCAACUACUCCUGGAAAGUAA